AUGGCCAGCCAGUCCCAGGGGAUCCACCAGCUCCUUCAGGCAGAGAAAAGGGCCAAGGACAAGCUGGAGGACGCCAAGAAAAGAAAAGUCAAGCGAAUAAAACAGGCUAAGGAUGAGGCGAUGGCGGAGGCCGACCAGUACAGGAUGCUCAGAGACAAGCAGUUCCAGCUGACACAGUCCAAGAUAAUGGGCUCUCAGAGUCAUCUCUCCGAUGAAAUAGACAAGCAGACGCUGGAGAAGAUAAAAGAAUUGAACGGAAGCUACAAUGCGUGCGUGGAAAGUGUAUUAACACAAGUUUUGAACAUGGUCUGUGACGUGAAACCGGAAAUCCACGUCAACUUCAGAGCCACCAAUUAAGCAUGUUCCCUCUCGUUCGGUAAAGUGUGUAUGCAUGUCA
Molecule: messenger RNA, 397 nt
Organism: Pteropus alecto (black flying fox)
Lineage: Eukaryota; Metazoa; Chordata; Mammalia; Chiroptera; Pteropodidae
Gene: ATP6V1G3
Product: ATPase H+ transporting V1 subunit G3
Exons: 3
Coding region: 1-357 (118 amino acids)
Biological process (GO): proton transmembrane transport
Cellular component (GO): vacuolar proton-transporting V-type ATPase complex
Molecular function (GO): proton-transporting ATPase activity, rotational mechanism
Source: RefSeq, a predicted model, not a curated record